UUUUCGCACCGACAUUGGUUGUUUUUCGGCAAAAACGGGUGGCUCUGCGUACAAAUAACUGCAAUAAGUGAUUUUUUCUUCAUUCCGCACUUGUACGCUACGCGCGAUAAGCGAUCCUUGCAGCCAACGAAAAGGCGUAUCGUUCACCGUGGAUCAAAGCUGGAAAAAGAAGGAGGAUUACACGAAGCUAAAACGUCCUUCCGGACAACUCGGGCCUGCGGUAUUGUGCCCACGUCCGCGGCGAUCAGGGACAGUGGUGCCUUUUCUUUGCUGCAUUACGUAAAAAACGAUCUGCUGCAGUGAACCAACUGUCGAGACUUUUAGGUGAUAACAUCCCGCAAGCCGUAUGUGAAAGUUCUGUUCCACAACCAAUCAUCAACAAGCCAGUGUUUUUGCGUAGAUACAAAACGCAACCCGGUAAAAAUGAACCGAUAGAAUCGCACGAUCUGCGGCGGGUGAUGAAGACAAUCUUGUGCAAUCAAACGGUGAUGGGUGUCCCGAUAACGUUUGCUGGCUAUUAUAGAACAUUCCGUGGUUCGGUGCCGGACGUGGGUGUGAUCUUGCGCGAUCUGGUCGUGUGUGUGUCUUCUAUGCCGAGAUUGGAUUUUACUACGUGUAUCGACUCUUGCACCUCAAGCCACUGUACAAACUGGUCCAUAAAAAGCACCACGAAUGGACGACACCGUUUGCUUGGACCGCUAUGUACUGCCAUCCGAUCGGACACAUCAUCAGCAACAUGAUCCCGUCAAUGAUCGGCAUACAGCUCAUGAAGGCACACAUCUUCACCACUGCUAUCUGGUUUCCGUUGGUAAUCUUUAACACGAUUCGGGAUCAUUGUGGCUACCAUUUGGCGUUCUUUCCCAGCCCCGAGGACCACGAUUAUCAUCACGCGAAAUUUACUGAGUGCUUCGGAACGUUCGGGUAUCUCGAUUGGUUGCACGGGACGGACACACAGUUCCGGAAGUCAAAGCAGCACCAGCGUCAUCGUACACUUUGAGGCAUUAAAUCGGCCCGAGAGUUGUAGCCGGAUAGUUAAUCCGAAGCCACCUGUUUGCCAUCCAAAGCUUACGAGUGAGCGUGGUAAGGAAUACCUCGUUCCAAAACAUUCAUCGCUCUUUCGUGUUUCUAGGAAACAUAGAAACAAUUCGGCAUUUUACUUGGACCUUUUCUCUACUUAUUUGCUAAACAUUGAUAAACUCAAAUGCGAAACUGCCAACUAUUGAUUGCAUUGGAUGAAACGGUAAGCUUCCUUCAGCUCGCUUAAACUUUCCGUCGUGUUGAUUUGACGUUUUGAAUGUAAACAAGUUGUCUACGCUUCGCAAGCUUGCCGGACAAUGCGAAAAUAACAGUGAAUAAUACGAAGAACGUGUAAUUAAUCUACUUUCCCGAAGUAGACGAUUUCCCGUAAGAAAAUAGUGAUACAGAAGUAGUUGUUUUAUCGUUUGGCUCGAGUGUGACAGUGCUACGGUGUUUAUUACAGGAUGAACCUACCGGAUCGGUUGGGGAGGGUUUGUCAGCUGCCAAUAGCGGCUCUACCACCACCGGAGUUGAUUCUUCGGUAAGAGUUUAUUCCUGCGUGCAUCCCGGUUGCAAGAAGCUGUACUUCAAUGAGCGGCUUCUAACAGAGCACGAGAAAUAUUACGGUGGAGAAGGAAGCUCGUUGCGAUCGCCACCAAGUGUCAAAUGAGGAUGGAAAGAACGUUGCAGCAGGAGACAGGCAGGACGUUCCUACACACGCCAUAGUCAUCUGAAUGCGCACGAGCUGCUAAAUACCGGUACACUAUCCUUUCACUGUCCGUGGGCCGACUGUGGGGCGGCUUUUGCACGCUCGUACGAAUUGUAGCACACCGUCAGGAAAAGAAGGAAAUUCGAAACGUUACGGCGUUGUUGAAAAUGGUCCAAUCGGGUUCGAAUGCUAACGGUUGGGUAAUACGAUAAAAAAGCUUUAUUUGCACGAUAAACGUUAUUUCAUUAUGUUUACAACUAAAUGUACAAAAUCCAAAUCGACGAACCAACUGAAUAAAAAGCGAAUUUAUGUUUAUGAAC
This is a messenger RNA of Anopheles moucheti, 2046 nucleotides long. RefSeq names its product fatty acid hydroxylase domain-containing protein 2-like. The transcript is spliced from 2 exons. Bases 701 to 997 code for a protein of 98 amino acids. Lineage: Eukaryota; Metazoa; Arthropoda; Insecta; Diptera; Culicidae. The record is from RefSeq and is a predicted model, not a curated record. Gene Ontology annotation, molecular function: C-4 methylsterol oxidase activity. Gene Ontology annotation, biological process: sterol biosynthetic process.